AUGACCCCCAGCGUGGCAACAACAACAACAACAAAGAAAUGCCCCCCAGCGUGGCAACAACAACAACAAAGAAAUUACCCCCAGCGUGGCAACGACAACAACAACAAAGAAAUGACACCCAGCAUGGCAACAACAACAACAACAAAGAAAUUACCCCCAGUAUGGCAACAACAACAAAGAAAUGCCCCCCAGCAUGGCAACAACAACAGCAACAACAACAACAACAAAGAAAUGACCCCCAGCAUGGCAACAACAACAGCAACAACAACAACAACAAGAAAUGACCCCCUGCAUGGCAACAACAACAACAACAAAGAAAUGACCCCCAGCAUGGCAACAGCAACAGCAACAACAACAACAACAAGAAAUGACCCCCAGCAUGGCAACAACAACAGCAACAACAACAACAACAACAAAGAAAUGACCCCCAGCAUGGCAACAACAACAGCAACAACAACAACAACAAGAAAUGACCACCAGCAUGGCAACAACAACAGCAACAACAACAACAACAACAAAGAAAUGACCCCCAGCAUGGCAACAGCAACAGCAACAACAACAACAACAAGAAAUGACCCCCAGCAUGGCAACAACAACAGCAACAACAACAGCAACAACAACAAAGAAAUGACCCCCAGCAUGGCAACAACAACAGCAACAACAACAGCAACAACAACAAGAAAUGACCACCAGCAUGGCAACAACAACAGCAACAACAACAACAACAACAACAAAGAAAUGACCCACAGCGUGGCAACAACAACAACAACAAAGAAAUGCCCCCCAGCGUGGCAACAACAACAACAAAGAAAUGACCCACAGCGUGGCAACAACAACAACAACAAAGAAAUGACCCCCAGCAUGGCAACGACAACAACAACAAAGAAAUUACCCCCAGCGUGGCAACGACAACAACAACAAAGAAAUGACCCCCAGCGUGGCAACAACAACAACAACAAAGAAAUUACCCCCAGCGUGGCAACAACAACAACAACAAAGAAAUGA
Messenger RNA from Penaeus monodon (black tiger shrimp), 1005 nucleotides. RefSeq names its product probable serine/threonine-protein kinase DDB_G0282963. The transcript has a single exon. NCBI's taxonomy places the organism in Eukaryota, Metazoa, Arthropoda, Malacostraca, Decapoda, Penaeidae. The record is from RefSeq and is a predicted model, not a curated record. Bases 1 to 1005 code for a protein of 334 amino acids.